CCUUACCUGAGAAUUAUCAAACGAGAAGCAUUUGCUUUUGUGGCUACAGAUGACAAAUAUGCCGAGCGAGCCCUGGUAGCAGCUUUAUCUUUGAAAAAAGUGCAAACAACUAAGCCAAUGGUCCUUAUCUGUACUCCGGGGGUAGUCUCUAUUUCAAGGUGAGGUUUCUAGGAUUAGCCUUCACUUGGAGGGGAAAUUUGACUCUUCAGUUCAUAGCGGUGAAAAACAGUAAGCUUCAGUCACGAAAAAACAAUUGAGCUCAGUGAGAAUCUUCACGUUUUUAUCCCUAUUACACGCGUCACAUUGUGGUACGUUACAUCUUGGAAGCAUUGAAGCUGAAAUCCGGGGGUUACUGCUGACAAUUCUUGGUGGUAUUGUGCUGCCCGGUACUCCAAAUAAAAAAAUGUAGUUCACAAACCCUUUUUCAGACCAAAAAAACAAGGGUCACAAACGCGACAUACAUCUUUGCACAGGAAGCAGAAAUUAUUUAGAUUAGAACGUUAACAAAAAUCCAUUUCGAAUUCGCAUGUUACUCUUUGAAGCGACAAAUACGUUCGAAACCCGUAUCCGAUUCCAGUUAUUAAACAAAUACAUUUCAUGUUGCCGUACGUCUGUUCAGUAACAGAUCAUAGAUGACGUCAAAAUAUGUUAAAAACAAAGAAGUGGCACACGAGCCGCAGGCGAGUGUGUCACUGAUGUUUUUACCACAUUUUGACGUCCUCUGUGAUCCAUUACUAAACAGACCCAAGGCAACCUGGAAUCUAUUUGUUUUAUACAAUGAUCAGAAACGAAAAACGACCGAUACACAUACCUGCCGCGUACUGCUUGACUUUUCGAGGAUUUGUGCUAGUUUAGGAAUUUUUUUAAGUCCUAAGCGCUACCUUUCGUCUCUGCUUUUUCUUUAUUUUACUUGUAUACAGUUUCUUCGAAACGUUUUUCAACGUCUUUUGUUGCACAAAGCAGAAUACUGCCAAAAACAUUUUGCAAAACAGCGAGUCUCUUGUGGCGAUGACACACGAUGGCAAUCGUAGUGAAGAUUUCUUGUGGUUUAGGCAUUCUCAAAUAGUCAAGAGCUUUUUUUGUCUCCGUUUCUCCAUUUUUCUUCUUUGUAAAUAGCUCCUGCUAAACUUUUUUCGAGGCUUUUACUUGCUUUAAUCCGAAAUAAUCUGACAAACAUUUUCAAAACCGCGCGCCAUGUUGAACAACAACAACAACAACAACAACAAAAACAGGUUUCCCGUGACGACAUCCUUGUAUCUAUACUCUAAUAGAUCAUGGGCAACGACCAAUCAAAGCGCGCGUCGCAUUUACGUCAUUGUAUAAACAAAUGUCUAUAUGCGCAAAAACUAUACCCUUUGAGGCGGCACAUACCUAUAUGGCUAAUAUAAGGGAGUAAUUCCGCCCCCCCCCCCCCCCCCCCCCCCCCCCCAAAAAAAAAAAAAAAAAAAUUUUUUUUUUUCCCCCUCUCAAAAAAAAUUGUUUUUUUUAAGACAAUGAAGAUAAAUCUGGCUACAAAAACCAACAACAAAAAAAACAGAAAAAACACUAUUACAGCACACGUAUAAAAAAAACAUACAAAACUUAUCGUUUAUAAGACACUGGGCCCAACAAAAAAAAAGAGCCCGCCCCUUUUAUCUCUUUUUUAAAAAAAAUGUUUUAAUGGCCAAAAAAAUCACCCUUUGGGGCGCCCACCCCCUAAUUGGCAAAAAAAAAGGAGAAAUUCCCCCCCCCCCCCCCCCCCCACCAACGCUGAAAAAAAAUUAAACUAAUUUUUUUAAUCCCAGGUUUAAAAAUUUUGGUGUCUUUGACGAAAUUGAGAUUAGACCUGAGCUGAACAUACCUCAAAAUGAACAGAAUCCAAACCUUUUAUUGAGACCUUGGAUUACAAAAACGUUUACAAAACUCAACAUCUGGACUCUGACAUCUUACACCAAGAUAGUCUACCUGGACACUGAUGUCUUGGUUCUGAAGAAUAUCGACGAUCUAUUUCAACGUGAUGAGCUUUCAGCUGGGCCUGAAGAUUUGUGGCCAGACGUCUUUAAUAGUGGAGUUCUGGUGAUAGAACCAUCGAUGGCUACAUUUACGAGGCUAAUAAAGGAAGCAAAGUCUAAACCAAGCUGGGAUGGUAUGAUUUAAGCGUCAUCGUUUCUUGACUAAUCCCCUAGCAAACUUUAAAAUGAUUGGGGGACUUUACCUUGUGUAAGCUGAUAACUCUCUCCAAUUAAAAUACCGUAAAUGACUUAUUAAACGCCCACUUCCAAAUAAACGCCUCUUAUCCAUGAUAAACACCCCCUCUAGGCUGUUAAAAUUCUAUUAGAUGCCGCUCUCUAACAAACGCCCCCUGUCCAGUAGAUUCCCCCUGCUCCAAAACACUAGGAAUUAGCAUUCAAUUCAUUCAAUUCCUUGCUUGACUAAUAAGGCUUUGCGUAUUUCAUCAUUUUCAAUGUCAAGUUUAAAGUAAGGAUAGACUAACGAUGGCAACACAAUAAUAAUAAUACAGUAACAAUGGCUUAGGAAUCAGACACAGUGGAUGUUGGCCAGAUUUGAAAGAGCGACAUGGAUCUCUAGACAGCUUAGUAGUAUCAAUUGAUGGGGUGAAUAUUCCAAUGUUUUAAAACUCUCUUGAUAUUUUCGCCGAAAGCAGAUUAGUUUUGUUGAGCUUGUUACAGUUAUGAGAAUAGAGGCCUCUCUCUUUUCAAGGCUUCCUAUCUAUUAAAUGCCCCCGCUUGGACCCCUAAAAUUAAAAAGACGCCCCGGGAGUUUAUUAGGUCAUAAACCCGGUGAACUCAUUUGUGAACACAGAAACGUAUACAAGCGCAACAGUUCAACAAGCAGCCAUGCGUAAUUCAUCCGGAAAACUACUUUUCAAAAUCCCUCUCGUAGACUUGGGAGGGGAAAUUCCCCAACAGGGGUAUAGAUGGUAUAAAGUUUUCGCUACUCUACGAGGAUCGAGAAAUAUCUACGGCCUUGUGUAGGUCUAGCCGCUCGGUUCGCGAGGCAGCCGCUCUUUUAGCGCAGUAUUUUCAGUGGACAAUACUAUUUUGUAUCUGAUCAUGUUAUCUGGUUUAGCAAAUUCGCAAGACAGACAAAGUGUUCGUAGCUGAGUUGAGAAUUCGUCAAAUGUUUGGCCCAAGGUUUUCGAGUGAUCCCAGAACUGAUAUCUCGGUACCGCUCUCUCCAACGUAGUCCACAUUAGAUCAUAGUCGUAUCCUCACCUUCGAACCAAUCUAAACUAUCGUAAAUCUUUUAACCUUCAGGUCCGAGCCAGUCUUGUACCAGUAAGCAUUUUCAUUCGUUGAGAUGUUAACAAGGCUUCCUUUGAAGAUGUAACCACGCUCUUUCUUAAAGGCUCUUAGUGCUUCCGGGCGAUUUUCAAGGCGAGGGUUGAACUUCGGUCUUUCAAAUUUCGUUAUGUUUCAGUAAAAAAUCCUGAGUUUUGAGCUGGGACAGCUGCGGCAGCUUCGGCGCCUUCCUCCGACUUGUUUUACCACAAAAGCAGAAGACAGAAAUUAUCGGAUUUUCUCCUCUAGAGAGUCCCGAAAACACAGAGAAAAUCCAAAGAAUCAAACAGAUUUUACCACGAUCCAGUCGAUUGUAGUUUUGGCACGAAGAUGUUUGAUCAGUAUUUUCGGAUCAGAUUUCCCCAAUCUCUCCACUUUAAGACUCCAAAAACGUCCCACAGCUGUCCUAGAGACUUCAAGCAGCAGUUUCGUGGCUCUUUGCAUUCCUGGUACCAUGUUACAUAGACAACACAGCAGAUGUUCACCAACGCAGCAUUUAAUAUUCCGAACAACAUGUCUCCCCUUUCCCUUUCCCUUUCCCUUCAUGCAAAAUGUCGAGAUACCACAAGCAUACCACCCUCUAACAGCAAUUUGCUGGUAAGGAAUGUAAAGUCAAAACCGGAGUAUAUAAAACUUCUUUUGUUUCUAGGUACCGAUCAAGGAUUGUUAAAUGAUGUUUAUGGUAACUCUUGGCGCACUGUCCCGAUUAGGCGCCUUCCUUAUACUUACAAUAUGGCAUAUUCAACAUUCAAAAUUUAUCGAAGUGCAUAUGACAGGUAUGACAUCAGAUUGUAGGUGACUACUUUCUUUUCCCAGUAGGUAUAGCAUUUUGUAACGUCCUUUUCACGAUGAACCAAACAUGUCUCCUCCCUACUACUCUGAGUACCAGUGUUUUUUGUGUUUUUUUUUUCGCUUGCUGUGAUUUAUAUCGUUGGAGAUACUUCGGGGUCGGCUACAGGCCGAUCCAUCUUCGAAGUGGAAAGAAAAGAAUUGACUAAAACCAGAAACUGCGCAUGAAAGUUUUUGGCUCUAAGGGUAACUCCCCACCCCUUCCCUUCGGUAACUGAAACACAGUACCGUUACUUCUCGGUUUUUGUUCACAAGGCUCUUUCUUGGCUCUAUAGUUACUCUCUCGCCCAGGGUGCAAAUCAAUUUUUCGUUUCUGGGAUUUAUAGCAGAGAGUUUAAGUAUCAGGUAAAAGGCAAACAGCAAACGUUAGAUUCAAAGUUGAGAAUUUCUCAAAAUAGAACAUAAGCAAUAAAAACAGCUCAAAACAAUUCUUAUGGAUAAAAUAUUACGUGAAACUACUAAUUUAUGUGUUGAAAUAAUGGACAGUAAACGACAAGUAAAGGGGAAACUUGGUCACGUGGUACAAAUUCGCGUUUGCCUUUAGACGUAAACGUAAUGCUUAACCUCUCUAGUAACACUUACUUUUCACUUCAUAAGUAAAGGUAAAGAUCAGUCCUCAUGAGAUUCAAAAUCGCUUGGAGUUUUUCCUGUCCCUUUCGUUGCCUUUAAAUUGAAAGGGAACGUUUUUUAUUUUUAUAUAUUUGUUUUCUUCUAGAUAUAAGGAUGAAGUUAAAGUUGUUCAUUUUCUCGGAACACUAGAGAGAAAGCCUUGGGAAUUCAUAUUUAAUGAAUCCACAAAUCAACUGGAGCCCGAAGCAGAUGUUUAUGUAAAGAAGUGGUGGAAACUUUACCAAUCGUUAUCGAAUGGCUAA
Molecule: messenger RNA, 5002 nt
Organism: Porites evermanni
Lineage: Eukaryota; Metazoa; Cnidaria; Anthozoa; Scleractinia; Poritidae
Source: the annotation of a GenBank genome assembly